This is a messenger RNA of Vigna angularis (adzuki bean), 1068 nucleotides long. RefSeq lists its product as uncharacterized. The record is from RefSeq and is a predicted model, not a curated record. Lineage: Eukaryota; Viridiplantae; Streptophyta; Magnoliopsida; Fabales; Fabaceae. The transcript has 6 exons. Bases 1 to 732 code for a protein of 243 amino acids.
AUGGGUUUCUAUGUAGCUGUAGGUGGUGAUUUGGGAAUGGGUUGGGUUGUCUGUUACAUUUCUUGCAGGUUUGAUGUGGUUCAUGGUGGUCAGAGGCUGAAUUGCAUGGGUUAUUUCAAAAAUUUCAGAUUGAAAUGUUUUCAGAGAGAGAAGGUGGAGAACAUUUCACGGAGCACCGAACCUUCGAACCUUCGAGCCAGCCACCACAACUCUCGCCGGAUAUCCGCCGCCCGUAGACGUUGUCGUUGCCGUUUUCGCUCCAUCCAGUGUCAUCGGUGUCCGUCGUCUUCCACCCAGCCAGGCAGUUCGGAUUGCGGGUCGCCGCAGCUCCGGCGUCGGCAGACGAAUCGAAGACGGCAUCGUCUUCCCUCCGGCCUAGCCAACCAAGGGCGCAUUUUGAGUAUCGAUUCCUCCCACCCGCUUCCUUCCCUGUGCCGGACCCUUGCGGUGGCCGCCGGAGUGUCGUCGAAGUGUCGCCAGACCCUUUCAAGGAGACUAGAAAUGAACAAAUUAUCUGAGGAUGUGUCUUCGUUUGUAAAUUGCCUUAGUCUUUCUUUGAUUUUCAUUGGAAACCCUGGUCUAUGUGGCUAUUGGCUGGAUUCAUCUUGUCAAGGGUCUCACCCUACCGAGCGAGGCGAGAGAAGGUCAAACGCAAGAGAGUACAAGCAACAAAAGAAUCUGGUAGCAAACCGCAAGAUGCUAUUAAGCAGAACCAACAAUAGCCAGAUAUGACUGAACUCGCCAAGGGUAUCCCAAGUAAUUGGCAGCAUUCCCAAUUGAAUCCAUCAGACGUCCUUCAUCUGAAACAAACUGAGCUCAAUGCAUUUCUAGAAGGCUUGUAUCCAACGCCAACAAACCGAAUAAACACUUCGUCCAUACCGGUCAUUCCACCGAACCCCAUUGAAGACAACAAAAUAGAGGACAUACUAAGGAAGCUUGUUAAUUCCUCAUGCCAACGUUAUCUUUCUCAACAUUGUAACUCAUCCAUUGCUCCAAGUUAAGGUGCAAAGAAAGACUAAUGUCUAAAGACAAACUUCCUAUAUCAAUGGAAAUUUUCUUUAUUUAGUA